Meloidogyne enterolobii is the source of this 292-nucleotide messenger RNA. The record is from the annotation of a GenBank genome assembly. Lineage: Eukaryota; Metazoa; Nematoda; Chromadorea; Rhabditida; Meloidogynidae.
AUGCAGCUCGAUGAUUUGAAGGAAGCCAGUGACGGGAGUUUGAAGGAAGCCAGGGAAGGUGGUUUGAAGGAAGCCAGUGAAGGGAGUUUGAAGGACGCCAGUGACGGUGGUUUGAAGGACGCCCGUGACGGUGCUUGAACAUGUGGGCGGAUUGCAGUAGUUUCUGUUGAUGGUGUUGCUGGGGAUUCGGUUGUAGCAAUUCCAAUUGUUGGAGUAGGGUUGCAUUCCAUGUUUGUGUCGGUUGAUGCUGGGUGUUGAGGCCUGUUAGCUUUUAACAAAUUUUUGAAUUUUU